ACACCAUGGCCGAGGUUGUGGAGGAAGUGAUUGCCCAGAUUCAGGAAAACCUGACCGCCACCGUUGAUGGGGCUGGCGAGGAAGCGGCCCCCACGAACGCAACCGGGAAAACACCAUCAACACCGGAAGGCAUGGCACUAGCGUAUGGUACACUGGUCGUGAUGGCCCUGCUGCCAAUCUUUUUCGGCUCGCUGCGCUCCGUCAAGCACCACAAGGAACAGUCGACGGCGUUUGCGAAAACGGGCGAAAAGCCAGACACGAUGUCGUCCAAGGACGCUAUGAUGUUCCCCAUCAUGGCAUCGUGCGCCCUAUUCGGUCUGUACAUGUUCUUCAAGAUCUUCUCGAAGGAAAACAUCAACUAUCUGCUCACCGGAUACUUUUUCUUCCUCGGUGUGAUGGCACUGUCGCACCUGCUAAGCCCGGUCAUUAGCUCGCUGAUACCGGCCUCCAUACCGAAGAUCCCGUAUCAUCUGUCGUUCGUGCAAGGGCCACAGGAAGGCGGUGAGAAGAAGGGCAAGGAAAAGAAGUACCUUAUCGAUUACCGGUUCACGACGCACGAUGUGGUGUGCUUUAUCGUGGCCCUAAUAAUUAGCGUGUGGUACCUGGUGCAGAAGCACUGGAUCGCUAACAAUCUGCUCGGUCUGUCGUUCGCGGUAAAUGGGGUAGAGCUGCUGCAUCUGAACAACAUUGCGACCGGCUGCAUACUGCUUUGCGGUUUGUUUGUGUACGACAUCUUCUGGGUGUUUGGCACGAACGUGAUGGUGACGGUGGCAAAAUCGUUCGAAGCACCUAUCAAAAUCGUGUUCCCGCAAGACCUUAUGACGAAUGGGCUGUCCGCAUCGAACUUUGCUGUGCUCGGGCUGGGGGAUAUCGUUAUACCGGGCAUUUUCAUUGCGCUGCUGCUGCGCUUCGACAAUAGCUUGAAGCGAAAAAGCAAGACCUACUUCUACGCCACCUUUAUCGCGUACUUCGUCGGUCUCCUGGCAACGAUAUUCGUCAUGCACGUGUUUAAACACGCACAGCCCGCACUGUUGUAUCUGGUGCCGGCCUGCUUAGGUACACCGCUGCUACUUGCGGUGCUCAAGGGUGAUCUGAAGAAACUGUUAGCAUACGAAGACCACCCGGAAGAGAAGCCGAAGGCAUCAAAAAAGGAAAAUAACACGAGCGCGGAAAAAUCUACCCCACCAGCGAAAAAGGAAACGAAAGCAAAGAAGGAAGCGAAAAAGGCCAAGUAAAACCGAUCUCAACUCCCGGCAACCGUUCC
Molecule: messenger RNA, 1264 nt
Organism: Anopheles maculipalpis
Lineage: Eukaryota; Metazoa; Arthropoda; Insecta; Diptera; Culicidae
Product: minor histocompatibility antigen H13
Exons: 2
Coding region: 6-1235 (409 amino acids)
Biological process (GO): membrane protein proteolysis
Cellular component (GO): cytoplasmic side of endoplasmic reticulum membrane; lumenal side of endoplasmic reticulum membrane; membrane
Molecular function (GO): aspartic endopeptidase activity, intramembrane cleaving
Source: RefSeq, a predicted model, not a curated record